UGAAGGUGUCUUCACCUUUCGGGCUUAGGGCGAAGCUUUCCUCCCAAUGAGUUAGUGACUAGCCACUUCUCCGUCUCCAAAGCCGUCCCUCAUACCGGUAAUCGAGGCCUUUUAUCCACAGAGAGCGAUCUGAGCUACCCACGAAACCUCUCCUCUCUCCUCCCUGCUCGAUUUCUGAGCUCACCCUUUUUCCUCCUUCAGGUUUCCAUAAAAUUAAAUUUUCCAGAGACACAGCUAAAAGUAUUUCACAUCACAUCACCAUGAACUCGUUUCUUCCCUUUGCAAACACCAACGUUGUUCUGAUUGUGGAUGACAAUGCCCUUGGCCAUGCCCUUUUGGAUGAUUCCAGCCGUCUUUCCACGUCGUCUCACAGCCUCUCGAGCAACAGUAGAAGAGUUGGUUCCAGCAGAAGAAUGACUCGAAGAGGAGGACGCCGCACUGCAAGAUGCUCUUACCAUGCUCAAAAGCAAAGCAGCACCGAAGAACUCGACAGUAGUGCAUCUCGCUGGGAGGAAGGGGACUGCGCUGCUUGCAAGACAUCCAAGGCUCUCCCAAAGAGACCCGUACGAAGAAAUUCCCUUUCCCAGGGGGGUAACUGAGCAACUGAGCCAAGCCAAAAGAGUACCUACUGCCCCCGCCUCUCUGUCACAAGGGAAUGAUACAGAUUGGACCUGAUCGUACUUGCCACAGAGGAACAUGCACAGACAUGAACAAUAGACUAUAUCUGCUAUACACACACAUACACUGUAACAUACUAAAGAAUAGACUGUAUACGACC
Messenger RNA from Seminavis robusta, 778 nucleotides. NCBI's taxonomy places the organism in Eukaryota, Bacillariophyta, Bacillariophyceae, Naviculales, Naviculaceae. The record is from the annotation of a GenBank genome assembly.